Knipowitschia caucasica is the source of this 1359-nucleotide messenger RNA. Lineage: Eukaryota; Metazoa; Chordata; Actinopteri; Gobiiformes; Gobiidae. The record is from the annotation of a GenBank genome assembly.
AUGGCCUCCCCAACAUGGCCUCCCCAACAUGGCCUCCCCAACAUGGCCUCCCCAACCAUGGCCUCCCCAGCAUGGCCUCCCCAACAUGACCUCUCCAACAUGACCUCCCCAACAUGGCCUCCCCAACAAAUUCCUCCAAAACUCUGCAGCUCGCAUCAUCACCCGGACCCCUACAGCGACCACAUCACUCCUCCUCCACCCCACCACCCUGCCACACCUGCUCCUCCUCCACCCUGCCACACCUGCUCCUCCUCCACCCUGCCACUCCUGCUCCUCCUCCACCCUGCCACACCUGCUCCUCCUCCACCCUGCCACUCCUGCUCCUCCUCCACCCUGCCACACCUGCUCCUCCUCCACCCUGCCACUCCUGCUCCUCCUCCACCCUGCCACUCCUGCUCCUCCUCCACCCUGCCACACCUGCUCCUCCUCCACCCUGCCACUCCUGCUCCUCCUCCACCCUGCCACUCCUGCUCCUCCUCCACCCUGCCACUCCUGCUCCUCCUCCACCCUGCCACUCCUGCUCCUCCUCCACCCUGCCACUCCUGCUCGUGCUCCACCCUGCCACUCGUGCUCGUCCUCCACCCUGCCACUCCUGCUCCUCCUCCACCCUGCCACUCGUGCUCGUCCUCCACCCCUGCCACUCCUGCUCCUCCUCCACCCUGCCACUCCUGCUCGUGCUCCACCCUGCCACUCGUGCUCGUCCUCCACCCUGCCACUCGUGCUCAUGCUCCACCCUGCCACUCGUGCUCGUCCUCCACCCUGCCACUCGUGCUCCUCCUCCACCCUGCCACUCGUGCUCAUCAUGCUCCACCCUGCCACUCCUGCUCCUCCUCCACCCUGCCACUCGUGCUCGUCCUCCACCCUGCCACUCCUGCUCCUCCUCCACCCUGCCACUCCUGCUCCUGCUCCACCCUGCCACUCCUGCUCCUCCUCCACCCUGCCACUCCUGCUCCUGCUCCACCCUGCACCUCCUGCUCCUCCUCCACCCUGCCACUCCUGCUCCUCCUCCACCCUGCCACUCCUGCUCCUCCUCCACCCUGCCACACCUGCUCCUCCUCCACCCUGCCACUCCUGCUCCUCCUCCACCCUGCCACUCCUGCUCCUCCUCCACCCUGCCACUCCUGCUCCUGCUCCACCCUGCCACUUCCUGCUCCUCCUCCACCCUGCCACUCCUGCUCCUGCUCCACCCUGCACCUCCUGCUCCUCCUCCACCCUGCCACUCCUGCUCCUCCUCCACCCUGCCACACCUGCUCCUCCUCCACCCUGCCACUCCUGCUCCUCCUCCACCCUGCCACUCCUGCUCCUCCUCCACCCUGCCACACCUGCUCCUCCUCCACCCUGCAACUAAAUGAUCCUUGA